AAAAUUCGUGGUGGAAUGUGCCAAGGCGCGGGGGUUCUGGCGCCGCGUGAGUUCCCCACUGGCUGCUCUGAAAAGCCAUCUUUGCAUUGUUCCCGUCUCUGGCUUCCCCGCUCGCCGCAGCCACCUCCGCCGCGCGCCAUCUCCGCCGCCGCGGACUCCGGCAGCGUUACCGCCAGAGUCCUCCAACUCCCGCUUUUCUUCUCAGUCCGUUGCAUCGGAUCACCGGAGUGCCCCAUCAUGUCAGACGCGGCCGUGGACACCAGCUCCGAGAUCACCACCAAGGACUUAAAGGAGAAGAAGGAAGUUGUGGAGGAGGCGGAGAAUGGGCGAGAGGCACCUGCAAAUGGGAAUGCUGAGAAUGAGGAAAAUGGGGAGCAGGAGGCCGACAACGAGGUAGACGAAGAAGAGGAGGAAGGUGGGGAGGAAGAGGAGGAGGAGGAGGAAGGCGACGGUGAGGAAGAGGAUGGAGAUGAAGAUGAGGAGGCCGAGGCAGCUACGGGCAAACGGGCAGCUGAAGAUGACGAGGAUGACGAUGUGGAUACCAAGAAGCAGAAGACUGAUGAGGAUGACUAGACAGCAAAAAAGGAAAAGUUAAACUUAAAAAAAAAAAAAAAAAGGCCGCCGUGACCUAUUCACCCUCCACUUCCCGUCUCAGAAUCUAAACGUGGUCACCUUCGAGUAGAGAGGCCCGCCCGCCCGCCCCUGGCGGGCAGCGCCACCCGCAGACAACAGCGCUCUCCACCACCCAACCAAAACCACAACGUGAAUUUGCAACAGGGGAGGAAAAAAGAACCAAAACUUCCAAGGCCCUGCUUUUUUUCUUAAAGUACUUUAAAAAGGAAAAUUUGUUUGUAUUUUUUAUUUACAUUUUAUAUUUUUGUACAUAUUGUUAGGGGUCAGCCAUUUUUAAUGAUCUCGGAUGACCAAACCAGCCUUCGGAGCGUUCUCUGUCCUACUCUGACUUUACUUGUGGUGUGACCAUGUUCAUUAUAAUCUCAAAGGAGAAAAAAAACCUUGUAAAAAAAGCAAAAACAACAACAAAAAAAAAACAAUCUUAUUCCGAGCAUUCCAGUAACUUUUUUUGUGUAUGUACUUAGCUGUACUAUAAGUAGUUGGUUUGUAUGAGAUGGUUAAAAAGGCCAAAGAUAAAAGGUUUCUUUUUUUCCUUUUUUUGUCUAUGAAGUUGCUGUUUAUUUUUUUGGCCUGUUUGAUGUAUGUGUGAAACAAUGUUGUCCAACAAUAAACCGGAAUUUUAUUUUGCUGAGUUGUUCUAACAAA
Dama dama (fallow deer) is the source of this 1278-nucleotide messenger RNA. RefSeq names its product prothymosin alpha (gene PTMA). Gene Ontology annotation, molecular function: histone binding. The record is from RefSeq and is a predicted model, not a curated record. Gene Ontology annotation, cellular component: nucleus. Gene Ontology annotation, biological process: negative regulation of apoptotic process; positive regulation of transcription by RNA polymerase II. NCBI's taxonomy places the organism in Eukaryota, Metazoa, Chordata, Mammalia, Artiodactyla, Cervidae. Bases 16 to 573 code for a protein of 185 amino acids. The transcript is spliced from 6 exons.